Molecule: messenger RNA, 7424 nt
Organism: Chrysemys picta bellii (western painted turtle)
Lineage: Eukaryota; Metazoa; Chordata; Testudines; Emydidae
Source: RefSeq, a predicted model, not a curated record
GCUGGGCUGCGGGGGGGAUUUCAGGCCUCCCUCCCCCUACGGCCCUACAACUGUGAAUGAACACCUCCCCCCGGAAAAACCAGGGAAAGUGCUUGUUAAAAUCCAUGAUUUUGUGCAACCGCGAGCACAAAAUAGAUAAACAUGGGGGAGGGGGCUUUAAAAUGAUGUUCUCUGUCGAAAUUGUAACAAAAAUAAAAAAUCAUAUUCUGCCAAGCCUAAUUACAUUGGCUUGGCGCUGUCUAAACACACACUUUCAAGCACCACAAACAUUCUUGCAUCCAACUAACUACGUUGGUUUUGAUUGAUACCGUUUGUUGUUUGGUUACAAGUCUGUGCAUGGACCCUCUUGUUUUGGAAGACGUGCCCUGUUUUUACCAAAAUCAAAAUAGGGUGUUUUUUAUUCCAAAAUAAGUAUCGUGUACAGACUUGCAACUAAACCGCAACAGUAUAAAUAAAAGCUGGUAUUUUGGUGCAAGUUUGUGUAUAGACAAGGCUUUGGUUGCUAAGAUUGGAAUAAAAUUACAAAAGGUCUGGGAACCGAACUCUGUGGACAUUAAAAAGUACAAAAACAAUAAAAACUUUAAGAUUAUCUUGUUUUAUAGCUAAAAGUUUAUUUUUGUGAUUUAUAAUAGAUGACUAGGUAGAAUGGAGGCAUCAGUGAUAUCAGUGGUGACAUAGUUAGGCCCAGGCUGAGAACUUUUGAAAAUACAAUGCUCAAGAUUCAAUUAGCAUGUACUGCAUAACCAAUUAAUAUUGCAGUUUUUGUGCUAAGUGGUGAUUUAGGUUGGAUCUCUGAAGGACUAUACUGUGGCUUCACAAUGUUUGGAGACUUAUUUGAAGAGGACUUUUCCUUUGUGUCAAAUAAUCAAUGUGGAAAAGGGAAGAAAUCAAAGUCCAAAGAUACCGAGCCUCCCGCUCCAAGGGAGUUCACCAAAUUAAGUGGUAUCAAAAAUCAGGGCGGAACCUGCUACCUCAAUUCCCUUCUCCAGACUUUGCAUUUCACGCCAGAAUUUAGAGAAACACUGUUUUCCCUAGGCCCUGAAGAACUUGGUUCUCUGGAAGAUAUCAAUAAACCUGAUGUAAAGGUUCGAAUAAUUCCAUUACAGUUACAAAGAUUAUUUGCUCAGCUUUUGCUCUUAGAUCAGCAGGCUGCAUCUACAACAGACCUCACUGAGAGCUUUGGAUGGAACAGCAAUGAGGAGAUGAGACAACAUGAUGUACAAGAGUUAAAUCGGAUUCUGUUCAGUGCUUUGGAAACUUCCCUUGUGGGGACUUCUGGCCAUGACCUUAUUAAUCGGUUGUACCAUGGGACUGUUGUUAACCAGAUUGUUUGUAAGGAGUGCAAGAAUGUCAGUGAGAGACAGGAGGAUUUUUUAGAUCUAACGGUGGCAGUCAAGGAUGUAUCUGGCUUGGAGGAGGCCCUGUGGAACAUGUAUGUGGAAGAGGAAUAUUUUGAAAAUGAUAACUUGUACCGAUGUGGAGCGUGCAACAAACUGGUUGAAGCAGCAAAGUCUGCUAAACUACGUAAGUUGCCUCCCUUUCUUACUAUCUCGCUCCUGAGGUUUAACUUUGACUUUGAGAAGUGUGAACGAUACAAGGAAACAAGCUGCUAUACGUUCCCUAUCCGGAUUAACCUCAGGCCUUUUUGUGAGCAGACUCAGUUGGAGGAUUUGGAGUACAUGUAUGAGCUCUUCUCUGUUAUUAUACACAAAGGUGGCUGCUAUGGAGGACACUACCAUGUUUAUAUCAAAGAUGUUGAUGCAUUAGGAAAUUGGCAAUUGCAAGAGGAAGAAAGCAAACUGAUGACUAACGAGAAGGUUCAGAAAGAUACUGAAAAUAUCAAAGAAAUGGAGAAUCCACUGACAAUCCUGAAAGGGAUUUUAUCAGAGGAAGAAUCCAAACAAAUUCCUGUUGAUCAGUUAGGGCAGAAACUAUUGGAGAAAAAAGGAAUGUCCUGGAACAAAAAAUACAGGAAACAAUAUGGACCAAUACGAAAGUAUUUGCAGAAUCAUUCUCAGAUAUUUCAACUUAGUCCUGAUGAUAAUAAGGUUAGUCUAAAGGAGAUGUACCAUCAGCUCCAGUUUGGGUCAGAUUGCCAAGGACAAGUUCUGCAAAGCCCUUCUCAGAACAAUGAUGUCCAGUGGACUUCAGAAAGUCUAUGUACAGUGCUAAAGGACAGCGCCUCUGGUUCCCAUUGGUUUGACUUGAAUGAUUCAAAAGUCCAGCCCAUUAAGGAGAAGGAUAUUGAGAAACAAUUUCAGGGUAAAGAGAGUGCCUACAUGCUGUUUUAUCGAAAAUCCCAGUUGAAAAGACCAUCUGAAGCACAAGCAAAUCCAAGAUAUCGGGUUCCUGGCCAUCUCUUGAAUGAAAUGGAUGCUGCGAACAUUGAACUGCGGAAGAGAAGGAUGGAUUGUGACUCUGCAGACAAUAAUAUUGAUUUGCGCCUCCAUUUGGGCUCUCACUAUAAACUUUACAAUGGGGCCCUACACCCAUCGCUUUCUUGGAAGGAAAGUGUGCUGGAUCUGACUACUGAUAAAAGAAAAACCCUAGGAGAUCUGCGACAAUCGAUAUUUCAGCUGUUGGAAUUUUGGGAAGGAGACAUGAUUCUCAGUACUGCAAAGUCUCUACCAGCAGGACUUCAUCUUUACCAAACACUUGAUGGAGAUGAGAUGACAUUGGGUGGCAUUGGACUUGCUGAUGGGGCAGAUGUCUUUGUGUGGAAUGGCAAGGAGGUUGGUGGUAUGAAGGUGUUACCAGGUCUUGACCAUGAACCCGUGCUUCUAAAUGUUCUUCGGUUGGCGGGCUAUAAUGAAGGAGGAAAAGGUCAGCAUUUCAUCGAAUCCCAGCAUGUCGUUCCAUGCAGUGCAGAACUGAGUACCCUGUGGAAAGCCUUAGCAUCGCCAGGAGGGAUCAUCUUAAUGAACCGUUCGGGAUCUGACAAAGAGGUGGAGAAUUGGCAAGUCGUUCCUGAAGAGGAUAUGAGGAAGACAGUCAGAAUUGUUGGCCUGGCAGAUGGAAGCUCAAUAUUAGUUUUAGAUAGCCAUGACCAAAGCUUGGUGAACAUGGCAAGUGGCAAUUUGACUGCUUUUAUGCAUGAUAUCAGCUGGCUACAAGUUAAAAAUUUCUGCCGGUUGGAAGCUGACGAGAAGCAAGUUAAAAUUACUGCAACUGUUGAAACAGUGAUGUCAGAUAUCAAAAUUAAAGCAAUACAGGAGCUGCAAUUAGGGGAGGAGCUAGUGGAUGAUAGCUGUCUCAGACCUAUUAACAGAAAUGGGAAGCUUCUCUCUCCAGUGCCUGAGGAUUAUACUGUCAAAGAAGCAGAGCUAAAGAUGGGAAGCCUGUUGGGACUGUGUCAUGGAAAAGCUCCAACUUCCACUCAGCUCUUCUUGUAUUUUCUUGUUGGGAGUGAUCUGCAGGGAGCCCCAGAGAUGGAGAUAGUAGUAGAAGAGACUGCAUCUGUGAGAGAGUGUCUAAACGUAAUGCUGAAGAAAUCUGGGUUACCAGGUGACAACUGGCAUUUGAGAAGAAUCGAUUGGUGCUAUGAAGCUGGAGAAGCAUUAAGCGAGGAAGGUGCCAGACUGAAGGAGCUUAAUGUCUGCAGUGGAGAUACUUUGGUCAUAACUGAAGGGAAACUGCCACCCAAGGUAUCUACUGAUCUCUUUAAAGAUUCCCCAACAUAUAUUCAGUCAGACAUCGGGCUUUGUUAUGCAGGCGAUGUGGAAAUCUCUGGAGAAGCUUUUCUGGAGGAUCUGAAAAUUCAGGCCAUGACCUUGCCCUUCUUCCAGGAGCUCAGUGUCCCAUCACCCGAGUUUCUCAGAGCCUGGACAUUGGAAAGUAAGCGCCCAGGCAAGCUUUUACGAAACAACCAGCAACAACUCAAUGAAUAUAAACUGGGAGGCAGAACAGAAAUCUGUAUAGAGCCUUUACAGAAGGAAGAGAAUCUGGGCCCCAGUGACUUGCUGCUUCGGGUGCAGAUGGGCAUACCUGGGGAGAGGGAUUACUACAACUCUGUGGAUUUGGUGUGGGAUAUCUCCAAAGAAUGCACAGCCUGGGCACUGAGGCAUAGACUUGCUGCUCACUAUUCUCUCCCUGUGGAGAAAAUCGAAAUUGCAAAAUACUUCCCUGAGAAGUUUGAGUGGAUGACAAUCUCCAGCUGGACCCAGCAAAUUUCAAAGAGGAAACGGAAGAAAAAACAGGAGAGUUUGCAGUCAGCACCCUUUCACCUGAAAGAUGGAGACAUUAUCGGUGUAAAGAAUCUCCUACUUGAGGAUGGUAAGGACUUCAGUACUGUGAGAGAUGAUAUUGGGAAGGAGACACAGAGGCAGCUUGCAAUGGAAAAAAAGAAAAGCCGACAAGCGCAGCGUUUACAGAACAAUGUUUUCUCUGAGGGAAAAGUGGCUACUAAGCAUCGUAAACCAGAAGUGGCUCUUUCCAUCAAUGUGGGAACCUUCAGAUAGCAUUGGACAGGUGACUUGCUGAGUGACCCUUGCCAAUGAUGUACUGAAUUAGAAUGGAAUACCUCAACUGGACCGGCAGAGGGAUGGUCUUCUCAGAAAUGUCCUCCUGACUCUCUGCUGAGACAACUGGCUGUAGGAUUCAGGACAGCUCUGGAUUUCCUGUAAUCUAUAUUGGUGAAGUGCUUUAGCAUUCCUUUAUCAAUGUGGAACUUACUCUCAGGCUAGAUAAAUGCACUUUAUCAAUGAGAAAAUGGAUUACUAUAGUACAUAAUCUUUCAGUGACUAUUUUGUAAUAAUCAUAUAUGUAUUUUUAUCUGACAUUGCUAUCCUAUACCAUCACUACAAAGCUAUUUUUUCAUGCAGGCAUGUAACUUCUAAAAGGAAUUGUUUGACUCUUUUGACUUCUGAAAUUAUUAGAUCUUAGGUUUUGUUCACAUGCCUGGUUGAUAAAUCUGAGCUUUAUAACAGUUUAAAUCAAAAUUGGGUUCAUGCUCCCGCCCCCUCUCUCUGCAGCCAUUUUGUUGAUAUAUUUUUUUUCUGCAGCAUUGGUAAUUCCAGCCCAACAGCAAACUAAUAGUUUUCUAUCUGAGCCCUGCAGAAAUGACUGAUUUAAACAGUGUGUGUGACAUUUCAGUACUUGCCUCUUCUGUUAUGUUAAAUCUUUCCAUUGUGCAACAAGUCCAAACUCUACUCCUUGCCAUAUAAUGAAGCUCUCUCUGUUAAUCGGGAACAUGAGCAGAAAUUGAUUUCAGCAUUUACUUAAUCUCCGGAACAAAUACACUAAACUGGCCAAAGUAAGGAGCAAAUGUGUUCAAAACCUAAAAAGGUUUCUAUAAAUUAGAAAUAUAUUGUCACUGUGCUGUUUUUCUUCUCUAGAUGCCUCCUUUUUCAAUAUACACUAAAUUAUUAAAAAGUUUAGGAGAGAAGGAGAGCGUUUGAUGGAAUACUGAACUUUUUUUACUCAGGAAAAGGUUAUUGUGUUUAUUUUAAGGUAAUCAAAUUAAAUGGACCUUCGUAAUUUUGCUUGACUGACAGCCCUCAAUAGGUUAAAAGAAAAAGAAAGGGGGGGGGGCAGAAAAAUGUUUCUUCUCUGGGUGUUGUACAGCUGGUUGUACAUCCCCAAUAAUAAAAGGGGUAUGUAUAACCGAAACAGAAUACGUGGUUGCUUCUAAUACCAGCUAAACACUGUGCUGUCCAAGGCUGUUAUGGAUUAUGGUAAAUAAAACAUUUACUGUAUUAUUGUAAGACUAGUUCUUGCUCAAUGAUGAAACUACAUCUUUCUACCAAUGUGUGUGGUAACUGGGGUCAUUACAAUUAAUAAAUUAAUUCUCAGUAUCUUUCUGUAAAAUAUUUUUCAGUGCUUACAAUUACUAAACUCUUUUUUUAUAUGUUCCCUUAUAAUACAUGCAUCAUAAUUUCAUUUGCAGUCAGGUUCAGUGGUUUCUUCAGAAAGAGUGUUGGUGUUAAUACAUUGAAUUAACCAAACACUGGAGCAUAUAUCGUUUGUAAUAAACUGUACUUUUUAACAUGUAUUAGAUGAUAGGAUGAGAAUGGGAUAUAUAUAAAUUAAAAAUAACCACAUAUCCUUAACUGAGCUACAAUUAAGUGUUCAUCACAUGCUUCAAGUUUGCCUUUCUCUAUUAGAAGGCUGAGAAAACUAAUUAUCUGAUCAGAUACACUACAAAACCUUGCAGUCAUGGCUGGAAAAAACCCUGUAAAACUAUUAAAAGGAAGUGUUCUAACACAGUUUCUGAAAAAGAAAGUGAAAUGUUUUCAUUAUAAUUCAACUACUGCUGCCAAAGUGACUGGAUACAGUACCUGUAUUGAUUUAGAGUAUGUUACUAAAUCUUGUAUCGUUUAUUUUGUAAGUGUAGUAGUCUUAGUAGUAGAAGACCUCAUUAUGGUGACUAUUAAAACUUUGGGAGAGAAGUGGGAAGAUCCUGCUGUUAAGGUGAGCAGAAUUCUACUGUUUUGGACAGAGCUUCAGAGUGACUGAGUCCCCAGCCUUCAGGCUCUGAUUCAGAAAAAAAUUUCAGCAUAUGCUUAACUUUCAGCAUGUGAACAGUCCUGACUUACUGUGGCUGCAUAUGUGCUUCAAAUUAAGUAGGUGCUUAGGUCCUUCCUUGAAUUGGGGCUUUAGUCGAGAGGUAAGGAGAUAUUUUAAUCGCUAAUUAUUUGGUUCUACUCUUUAUUUGAGCCAAGUGCAGUUGAAUUAUGUAAUGCUAUAUUUAUGGAAGGAUUCUCUUGAAAGACUUGACAGAGGCCAGCAAAGUUGUCUCUCCCUCAAACUGACCUUGUUUUGCACAGCCUUUUUCCAUUUUACAUACAUUUUGUUAAGCCACACAUUUUUCAGAAGACACUUCACAUAAUGAGUACCAAGAUAAAAAUUUGGUAAAUAAGGAAAGAAUUUGUGUGCUUGCAAGCUAUUUCAUUACAUUACAUUUAAUUUGCUGACUUUUUUAUUAUUCUGUUCCUAUGUCGGAAAGUUCUACUAUCCCUUCUCUUUCCAUCUUCCUUUAAUAAGUGAAGCUUAUACUUUUCAAAGACCUGAAGCUCAGAGAAAUUUAGAUAUAGAUUAAGUACUUAAGUGGGUAUUGUAGUAUGUGCCUUUAUUGAAGUGUAGUGUAGCAAUGACUGCACUGAACCAAUAUUGAGUUAUUGUUGGCUUGAAAGACUUUAAGAAAAGUUAUUGAGGAUCAGUCCACAAUGAGGAUUUUUGUUAAAGGGAAAAAUACCUUUUUAAAAUUGAGUUUCAUGAUUCCACAAUUUGUCACAGUUAUGUUCCAAUGUGAGGAGAAGCUUUGCUCUUUAUUAUCCAAGUCUGCUUCAGAAACUGAAUAAAGAAUUGUUUAUAUAUGUAUAUAACAAAUGUUUCACUCGUGCUCUCUUUGUAACAUAUACAUUUUAGAUUGGUUACUAACUAAUGAACAUGGAGAAGGAAUAAAUGAAUGGCUAUCCAAAAUGUCU